GCAACAUCCUCCUCUGCUUUCUCCAUCACCGCCUUUUGUCUUCCUCCUCCUUUGGUCCCCUUGCCAUGCCCACCUCAUCAUCCUCUCUUAACUCUAGCUAGCGAGCUACCGGCCUACAGGCCACAGCUCCUCUGCUCUGCUCUAAUACUCCAUCAGCUACUCGCCUACAGCCACACUCGCCAUUAGUGCGUAGUUGUUUGUGUACACGCUUAGUUCAUCCCUGUCCUGACAGUUGCGGAGCAACGAGGCCAAGAAAAGGCUAGAGCUUUUUGGUUUCCAUGGAGACGAAAUGGGUGUUCAGCCAGCUGAAUUAGCUGUUGCCAUCAUCAUCAUCAGCAGCAGCAGCAGCUAGGGAGUUCUUGGCGGCCGGCUUCGAUCAAGAGUCUUGAAGAGGGGGAGGGGCGGCGCCGCGUGCAUGGAGAGCCAGCGCGUGGUGGUGGUCGUGGAGGACGCGGCCGCCGCCCGCGCCGCGCUGCAGUGGGCCGUCGGCAACUUCAUCCGCGGCGGCGACUCCAUCACGCUGCUCCACGUCUGCCCGCCCGCGCGCUCGCGCCGGAAGCGCCGCAGGCUCCGGCUUGGCGGCUUCCAGCUCGCGCUCGCCUUCAAGGACCUCUGCAACGGCAUCGCCGAGGCCAAGGUGGAGAUCGUGGUGACGGAGGGGGAGCUCGGGGAGACGGUGGUGGCCACGGUCAACCAGCUCGGCGCCACCACGCUCGUCGUCGGCCUCCACGACAAGAGCUUCCUCUAUAGGGCGCCGAGCCCGUACACGAGAGUGAGGAGCCUGGGGUGCAGGGUCCUCGCCGUCCGGCAGCACGCCACGGCGCGGGACGGCUUCUUGAACGCCGACCUCACCCAGAUCGAGACCAUAAGCUUGCACGUACCACCACCAAAGAUCCCGUUCCCGAUGUUCACGCUCCCGCUUGGCGUGAUAUGGAGGAGAUCGAAGCGGAGAAAGUGAUGCUGCGAGGAGGACGGAGCUCUUCUUCUGUCGGGGGAACAGCACGGCAGGCUGAUGCAGUCUUAGCUGAGCUGAGCCUGACGGGUAGAUACACAAACACACAUGCAUGAACACCUGACACCAGCAGUCAGCAGAUUGACAUAACUGUAACGACAGAUGAUUUACCAAAGUUAUAGGGCUCGUUUUGUCUCUGAAAAAAAAACAGGGGGAAAAUCAGGGGAUUCGUCCCGAUGGUUGUGUCUAUACAUACGGCUUUUGUCUUCUCUGAA
Messenger RNA from Panicum virgatum (switchgrass), 1227 nucleotides. RefSeq lists its product as uncharacterized. The transcript has 4 exons. Bases 416 to 958 code for a protein of 180 amino acids. NCBI's taxonomy places the organism in Eukaryota, Viridiplantae, Streptophyta, Magnoliopsida, Poales, Poaceae. The record is from RefSeq and is a predicted model, not a curated record.